UUCUGCCAUCUGACAAAUACAAACCCUAAAAUUUUUCCCUCUCUCUCUCUAGAAAAAGGAAAAGUAAUAAAAAAAACAAAUUUAUUUUUAGAAAAAAGGAAAAAAGGUUUUGGGAAAAAAAAUAAAAUAGACAAAAAAAGCAGUGAAUCAAAUUAGGGCUUCAAAUCAAAGCUGGAAAUUUCUCCUUUUUCCCAUUCCCUCAUUUUAACUCGAAUUAGAACUCUUUCAUGCUCGAUCUCCACUUCUCCAAUGGCGUGGUCGCCGUAAUUCUGAUUACAGGAGAAUUUGAUGGGUUAUUUAUGGAUAUUUUUCGUUUUCUUUUCGUGUGAAAUUUGUGGCAGAUCUAUGUGGGACAUGAAAACAAAGGGGAUUGUGUAGAUUUGAUUGAAUUGAGGGAUUAUUGAUGGAAAGCAGCAAAAAGAAGUCUGGUGGCGUUGAAAUUUCUAAGAAAAACCGUUCAUUAGAUCUCAAGAGCCUCUAUGAAUCCAAGUUUUCUGAAGUGAGGGGCAGUAAGAAGAAAGUUUGUGACGAAAAUGAUGGGGAAAGUGUUAAAAAGAAAAAAAGGAAGAGUAGGAAGGAGAUUCCCCUAAGUAGUUUUGAGAGUGAUGCUAAGAAAAGUAGGAAGGAGGAUGUAAAUGGUGUAAAACAAGAGCUUGAAUUUGAACAGAAAUCAAAGGACAGGAGUGAAGGUCUGCAUGACAUCCCGUUGCCUUUGGGAAACAAUGGAAGUUCUUUUAAUAUCCCAAAGCGCCCACGGGGUUCGGUGAGGAGGAAAAAGUUGGGAAGUGAUCAAGGUUCUGAGCCGACCAGGCAUUCUGAUUCUGCUGGUUCUGCAGGAGAAGUCAAGGCUGAAGUUACUAAAUCUGAGGAUGGGGAGGGCCCCAAUGACCGAUUAGCUCGAGUAGCUACCACUUCCUCCGGUAAUAACUGCCUUUCAAGUGUGAAAUCCAAGAGAAAGGUAAAUGGUUCUAAUUCGAAAUUAAAGCAGAAGUCUGAUUCAAAACCCACUGUGAAGUCUAGUGGUUCAAAUGUGAAAUUAAAGCAGAAGACGGGAGCUGAAGAAGUUAAAGAUAACAGGAAUGGUGAGUCUGGUUCAGCUUGCCAUGCAGAGAAAGAACAUAAUCCAGUUGUAAAUAAUAAAGUUGCACCGCCCAAAAGACAGCAGAAUAACAGUCGGAAGAAAAAGGAUGCAGUACUCAGCAGAGGUAGAGGUGGUGUGGAGGCCAAAGCUAAGAAGUCUCAGCCUUCUAUGGGUAGUUCAUCGGAUAGGCUCUUUGUUGAUUUUGUGGAUGACGAUGAUGAUGAUGAGGAGAAUCUUGAGCAGAAUGCUGCAAGGAUGCUCUCCUCUCGGUUUGAUCCAAGCUGUACUGGCUUCUCAUCGAAGAAGUCUUCAGCAUCUCAGAAGGCUGAUGGAUUGUUGUUUUCAUCUUCAUCAGCUCAGGACUCUUUUACCCGACGGGCCAAGUCAUUUGCUGGGCCGUCUGCAUCUGCUGAUGAUAAGAGCAGAACACUUAGACCCAGGAGAGAAAAUGCAGGGAAAGGCGUCUCAAGGAAACGGCGCCAUUUCUAUGAAAUUCUCGCCCAAGACUUGGAUCCGUACUGGGUUUUGAACCGGAGGAUCAAAAUUUUUUGGCCAUUGGAUGAGAGUUGGUACUAUGGCCUUGUGAAUGAUUACAAUUCUGAAACUAAGCAUCAUCGCAUAAAAUAUGAUGACCGAGAAGAGGAAAUUGUUAAUCUCCUAGAUGAGAAAUUCAAGCUGUUGCUUCUCCCUAGUGAGGUUCCUGACAAUUCGAAAACUCGAAAACGAAGAAGGGUCAAAGAUUUACGUAGUGGACAAAUAGCUCCAUCAGCUGGUGAUGAUAUCUGUGUGGGGGAUCCUCUUGAUUCCGAACCCAUUGCAUCAUGGCUUGCUAGUCAAUCUCAACGUGCCAAAGCUUCACCAAAAUCUUUGAAGAGACAGAGGACUUCAGAGAAGCACCUUCCUUUGGUCUCUUCAUUGUCAUCCGAAAAAACUGACAACUCAAAUAGUGGUGUAGUUGAUUCAACAAUAUUUAGAAAUAACCGAGAUUGUGAAUCUGCAUCGGUGGAUAGCUUACUUGAUGGUCGAUUGGGUAAUAACUCUCUACCAGGGAGUGCACACACAUCCCUAAGUGAGAAACAUGUGGUUUAUGUCAGGAAGAAAUACCGUAAGACAAGUGAAGGAGGUAAUUCUGUGUCUAGAGAUGUCAAAGCAUGUAGAACUUCUCCAUGGACUGUACCACCACUUUCCCCUGUUAGAGUUGGCUUGCGACCUACCAAAGGAAGAUCUGGCAAGAUACUAUGGUCGCUUGAUGGUCAAGGCAAAUUAAGAUUAAAAGAUGUUUUGCUGGAACCUGAGCAAUUCAAAUUCCAGAUAUGCCUACCUAUAUUACCAGCUAUGGGGACUUCAUUUGAAAUAGGGAACUUUACGCUGCUUCAUGACAUAUUUAUGCUUCAACAUGGGGUGUUGGUGGCUAGCUCUCCUGCUGUUGUCCUGGAAAUGCUUUUUAUUGAUACUAAUUUCGGCAUGAGAUUUCUCUUAUAUGAAGGCUGCCUGAAGCAGGCUGUAGCCUUGAUAUUCCAGAUCUUGAUUGUCUUUAGUCAAUUUGAUGAAAAGUGGAAUGACGACAUGAAGUUACCUGCAACCUCAAUCAGGUUCCAACUUUCUAGUUCUCAAGAUCCAAGGAAGCAGCAUGUAUUUGCAUUUUACAGUUUCUCCAAGCUGAAAAGUUCAAGAUGGCUUUACCUGGACUCGGAGAUUCUGAAACAUUGUUUUCUCAUUAAACAACUGCCCAUCUCAGAGUGCACGUAUGACAACAUAAAGGAACUUGAAUGUGGGAAUUUCCAGUCACGCAGACCUUGUGAUGGUUCAAAACACUCCUCAAAUGAGGGUUUCAAAAAGAAAUAUGUGUCUGGCAUUCUGCCAAUGGGUGUUUCCCGAGAAGCCCGUAAUAAAAGGAUGACUCAGUCUGCUUUUAGUCUGGCUGCGAAGCCUGGAAAAGUGCCUCAAUUCGCUCUCUCCUUUUCUGCUGCACCAACUUUCUUUCUCACUCUACAUCUCCAGCUACUGAUGGAACAUAGUUUUGCUUGGGUUAAUCUCCAACAUCAUGAUGCUCUCUGUUCUUCAGAAAGUUCUGAUGAUAUUUGUCAACCAGGUGCAGAUUGUGCUCGGUUUAAGCCCAGAUUCAGUGCUUCUCAAGAUGGCACCACUGGUAAUGAAAUCAGAAAAAUAGCGGCAGAAGCUCCUGGUCUCAAUGGUUUUCAACGAGAUUCAGGAAUGGAAGUUGUCUUGGCAAGCAAUGCUGCUGAGAACGACACUUCCUCUAAGAAAAUCCAGAGGGGGAAUCCAGAGAAUGAUGGAAGGGAUGGAUGUCUCAAAGAAAUUGCUGGAAAUGCAUCCAAAAUUAUUAGUCAACCAUGCCAGCAGGAGCCUAGGAAAGAAGCGCAUCAACUGAUUGAUGCACCCCGACUUUCAUCUAUGCCAACUUCCAUCACAUCUCAAACUGCUGACCCCAGGAUUGAUUCCACAUCUCGUGGCAUGAGAAUCGAAAUUCCAUCUUCUGAAUCAAGACAGGCCUCUGAUGUGGAUUGGAAUGUGCAUGACGGAUUUGUUCAUAAACCCAACACUAUUGGCUUCAGAAGUUCGUGGCAGCAUGGUGGAAACAACUCAGUUUCUUCUCCGUUUGGACAUAAACCCCCAGUAUGGCCUGAUGGAAGCCCCAACUUCACGCCCAAUGGAUUCAGUAAUGGGCCAAAGAAGCCACGAACUCAAGUUCAAUACACAUUGCCUUUUGUGGGUUGUGAUCUCAGUGAAAAGCAAAAAUCACCAAGCACAAAAUCUCUACCUUGCAAACGAAUUAGGAAAGCUAGCCUGAAGAGGAUAUCUGAUGGUUCUGGUAACAACAGGAAAAAUUUGGAGUCGCUUAGUUGUGUUGCGAAUGUUCUAGUCACCAAUGGGGACAAAGGAUGGAGAGAAUGUGGGGCACAUAUUGUGUUGGAAGUUGAUGAUCAUAAUGAAUGGAGACUGGCUGUGAAACUUUCUGGGGUUACAAAAUAUUCCUACAAGGUUAAACACAUUUUACAGCCCGGGUCUACCAACCGUUUUUCACAUGCUAUGAUGUGGAAAGGAGGGAAGGACUGGGUACUGGAGUUUCCUGAUCGGAGCCAGUGGAUGCUUUUCAAGGAGAUGCAUGAGGAAUGCCACGACAGGAAUAUUCGUGCUGCAUCUGUGAAGAAUAUCCCCAUCCCUGGAGUACGGCUGGUUGAAGAGAGUGAUGAUCAUGGAAAUGAAGCUCCUUUUGUUCGGAAUCCUAUAAAGUAUUUCCGACAGGUCCAAAAUGAUGUUGAAAUGGCAAUGGAUCCCUCACAUGUUUUAUAUGACAUGGAUAGUGAUGAUGAACAGUGGUUGAUGUCACACAAUAGUCGUGCUGACAAACAUGAUGAGAUAUCUGAGGAGUCCUUGGAGAAGGCGAUAGACAUGUUUGAAAAAGUUUCCUAUUCUCAGCAUCGGUUGAACUUCACUGAUGAUGAAAUUGAAAAGCUUCUGAGUGGAAUGGGGUCAACGGCGGCUGCAAAAGUUGUACAUCAGUACUGGAGGGAGAAGAGGGAGAAAAUCGGCAUGUCUUUAAUAAGACAUCUGCAGCCUCCACUUUGGGAGAGGUAUCAACAACAGCUGAAAGAGUGGGAGCACAAGGUUUCUCCUGGAUUAUACGCCUUUUCUGCUGGUAAUCAAGGGAAGGUUCCUCCUGAAAAACCACCCAUGUUUGCGUUCUGCUUAAGACCACGGGGCUUGGAGGUUCCCAAUAAGGGUUCAAAACAACGGUCGCACAGGAGACUUCCAGUUUCCGGGCACCAUCAUGCUUCCUUGGCAGAUCACGACGGUCUUGUCUUUGGGAGGAGAUCCAAUGGGCAUGUUUAUGGAGACGAGAAGGCGUAUGCUAGCAGUCUUCAUCACGAUUCUUCCGAUGUUUCACCGUCACUCAGAGGUGCAACAAGGGUACUGUCUCCGCGAGAUGCACAUUUCUACUUGAGCACCGGAGCGUCCGACUGGAAAGGCAGCCCCAAGUUUUACAAGAACAAAUCAAAGAAGCUCGGAUCAUACCCCUCCUACAACAACCAGCAGACGAUGAUCCCCUACACCCCUCGGUCAACAGGGAAGAGAAACGCAAUCCAGCAAUGGAACACGGGGGGAGUGCCCGAAUCACCCGGUCAGAGGUCCUAUUUCCUCGAAGGCCCCGAUAGCUCAGCAGACAUUCACGAGUUCCGGUUGCGCGAUGCAUGCGGCGCAGCGCAGCACGCGCAGAAAAUGGCCAAGCUCAAGAGGGAGAAGGCUCAGAAGCUGUUCUACAGAGCAGACCUAGCUGUCCACAAAGCUGUGCUUGCUCUGAUGAAUGCAGAGGCAAUAAAAGAGCCCCUUGGCGACUCAAUCGACAUCAACUAGAAAAAAGACGACGUGGUUCCAGUUCCGGUUCUGAUUCUGGUUCGGGUCGAGGAAAAUAACUCUCCCAUCAGGCGGGAGAGGGGCACGGUCUCCGUCCUCCUCUCCUCUCCGUUGUGGGUGCGUAGAAAGUCGCGGCUUCCCGAUACGCGGCUUUCGAUACUUUGUCCAUAGUAUAAAAAGUCAUUUGUAGCGUGAUGGCUGGGCAGGUAUUUGUAGAUGGCGACUUGUCACCUCUGCCUAGUCUGAUACAAAGGUCUCUCUCUCUCUCGCUCACCGGCUCCAUCACAUUUCCACUAUCAAGGGCAGUUUUGGUAGACGCAUGUAUUUUUCCAGCCAAAAAUGAUGCAAGAGGCGCCUGGAAUUUUAGUAUUCAAUCACUGUAUAUAAUUUUGUUGCCCUUUUUGCCCUUCUCGUGGUUUUUCUAAUCACUACUGAAAUUAACCUUUAGUAGCCCUUAGCUUUUUAGUGUUGAAGGAGCAAGUGGCCCUAAAUAAUACUACAAUACAUCUCCUUGCCUUGCA
This is a messenger RNA of Salvia miltiorrhiza (redroot sage), 5979 nucleotides long. RefSeq lists its product as uncharacterized. The coding region runs from base 404 to 5458 and encodes 1684 amino acids. NCBI's taxonomy places the organism in Eukaryota, Viridiplantae, Streptophyta, Magnoliopsida, Lamiales, Lamiaceae. The record is from RefSeq and is a predicted model, not a curated record. Gene Ontology annotation, biological process: regulation of transcription by RNA polymerase II. Gene Ontology annotation, cellular component: piccolo histone acetyltransferase complex. The transcript has 5 exons.